Messenger RNA from Cataglyphis hispanica, 845 nucleotides. Its product is annotated as mitochondrial import inner membrane translocase subunit Tim17-B-like. The coding region runs from base 172 to 663 and encodes 163 amino acids. Gene Ontology annotation, biological process: protein import into mitochondrial matrix. The transcript is spliced from 2 exons. NCBI's taxonomy places the organism in Eukaryota, Metazoa, Arthropoda, Insecta, Hymenoptera, Formicidae. The record is from RefSeq and is a predicted model, not a curated record. Gene Ontology annotation, cellular component: TIM23 mitochondrial import inner membrane translocase complex; mitochondrial inner membrane. Gene Ontology annotation, molecular function: transmembrane protein transporter activity.
AAGAAAAGAAUCCGUCGAUGCUAAGAUAAGGAGGUUAUGUUUGUCCGGAAUGUCACGCCGUCACGUCACGCCAUUCCUUUCGCGUAGUGGACGAAGUGGCGUGUUGAAUUUUUGCGCAUCGGCUCGAACUCGAAUCGAUUCAACGGUAUCGAAUUAUACGAUUUCUGUAGAAUGGAAGAAUAUGCAAGAGAACCAUGUCCCUGGCGAAUAGUGGACGACUGCGGCGGUGCCUUCACAAUGGGUGUCAUAGGUGGGGCAAUCUUUCAAAGUAUCAAAGGUUUCCGCAAUGCACCAAGUGGAUGGAAACAGCGUUUUACGGGCAGUGUUGUAGCAAUCCGACAAAGAGCACCCAUAAUUGCUGGAAAUUUUGCAGUAUGGGGUGGGAUGUUCUCCACAAUUGAUUGCACACUAGUCCACUUUAGAGGAGGAAAGGAAGAUCCUUAUAAUUCUAUUAUUAGCGGGGCUGCAACUGGUGGAAUUUUAGCCGCAAGAAAUGGGCUGCCAGCAAUGGUAGGCAGUGCAAUCAUUGGUGGAGUGUUAUUGGCUCUGAUAGAAGGUGUAGGAAUUUGUUUCACACGUCUGUCUGCUGAACAAUUUAAACCACCAUCACUGGUUGAAGAUCCAUCACAAUUCGGCACACCUCCACAGGGCUAUCCAUCAUAAUAUUCAACCAAAUUAUUUAGACUUUUUUGAAAUUAGAAUGAAAUGUUCAAGUAUAACGAUAUAUUCUUUCCAGCAAUAUUUUACAACAGAAUAUACUUGAUCGUUUCUUUUUGCCAGUGUUAAAUUUGUAUGCAGCCUGGAGAUCUUAGACUUAAUAUCAAAUAAUAUUUUAUGUUUUCUUA